Polistes dominula (European paper wasp) is the source of this 3183-nucleotide messenger RNA. Its product is annotated as mitochondrial tRNA-specific 2-thiouridylase 1. Gene Ontology annotation, biological process: tRNA wobble position uridine thiolation. NCBI's taxonomy places the organism in Eukaryota, Metazoa, Arthropoda, Insecta, Hymenoptera, Vespidae. Gene Ontology annotation, molecular function: sulfurtransferase activity. Gene Ontology annotation, cellular component: mitochondrion. The record is from RefSeq and is a predicted model, not a curated record.
UCCUCUUCUUCCUCUUCUCUUUCUUCCUUUCGUUCGCUUCUUUUCUAUAACUUUUUCUUCUUUUUUUUGCUUCUCGUGCAAGAACGGGCGUCCAGUCUUCUAUCACAAAAUUGAAACCGGAAUUUCUGUCUUUACCUCCUACUUUUAUGCUUAUUUCUCUUGAUAUCUUCUUAAAACCAUCGAAAUCGUGUAGUGUGCGUAAAUAGACACGAGAGAAUGCACAUUUUUUAACAAUUACACGUCAAGCUGCCGAAAGAAUUACCGCGCUAUCCGCCGAAAAUCGUAGAAAAUACGAAGUACAUUCUCGCACUGCACGAAUGUACAAGGCAAACUAUUGGAUUUUGUAUGGCAAACAAGGAACCGAUUGGCUACCUAGCGGGACGGGGAAAGUCGACGAAUCGAAUGGUGGGAGAAAUCGAGGAGGAGGAGUAGGGGCACCACGACAGUGUCGUAUUAACGGAUGUACGGCAGGUGUUCCUCUACAAACUCUUAGUAUCUAGGAAUAUUUAUUUUUUCAUCAAAUUAAUGUUCUCCUUUUUUUUUAUCUUUGCCUCUCCUAUUUCCUCAAAAUUCUAUGCAUAAUUUAUUUCUAAAAAAUUUAGCAAAUUUAUUAAAGUUUAAUUUGUAAUAUUUAUUGUCAAUAAAACACAAUGUAAGAACAAGAAAUUAUGACGUAUUCAUUUCUCAUUUAUGAAAGAACUUCAAAUAGAAUAAUUAAAGGACUACAAAAGCAUACACGAAGCAUGGCAAAUCUGCUUUAUACUGCUACAUAUCUUUUAUAAUAAUUACGAUAUUUCGGCGGAUUUAAAGUUCUCUUCGUAAUUUGCAUUUAACGCAAAUAAUAUAGAAUGAUUUGUUUCUAUGCGCGAAUACAUCGUCAAUUUCAACACUAUCAUCUAACGUGAACUCGAUUCAACUUCGUCACAAUUACAGAGCGAGAAAAGGUAUUUCAAUUUGAUAGGAAAAUUGGAAUAAAAACAUUAGCGGAAGUAAAUUCUUGCUUAUAGAAAUGCACAGAGAUAGAUCAUUAUCAAAAUCCAUAAUUAUUAUUUACUUGUUAUGGAGAUUGCAACUCUCGAUAUUCUCUUUGAAUAUGGUAAAAGAAUAAAGUCCUAUGUUUAUUAAUGAAAAUGAUACGACCCUGGUAAUCGGUGGCGGCUUCGCCGCCAAGAUGCGCGCGCAUCGCACAAGAUAUCCAAGCGUCGACAGAUUCCCCUCCCCACCCGUCUCUCCAAGAAGUCGCCAUCUUCGUCUCCCAACAGCUGUUCCGAAAAGCGAGCGAACUCCCCAUCAUAAUGUAGGUCAUGAAAACUGCGCAAAACCCCGUACGUUCAUAAAAAAUGACGCGCGUUUAUGGAAAAAUGCGUGUUUAAUUGAAAAAAAUUUGUCUUUCAAUCUAAAUACUAAGUAACGAAUACGUCGUAUCUAUCUCUAAACUGUGGAUUGCCACGAUAAGUAUACAACUCGAUAGAAGUAGGCGUUGCGUAUCUGUCAACGAGCUUUACUGGUUCUUCGAUGAGAAAGCCGAAUUCUGAUUGGUCGAUUCUGUUUCGGCAAGUCGAUUUAUGGCGCGCAAGUCUCAAAAUAUGAAGCGAAUGCAGUUGAACGCUAAAACGGCAAACUAUAUGUUCCUAUACUUCUCUUUCCGUCCCUCCCUCCUUCCUUAUCCACCAUUACAUUCUAUGACACCUCUUUUUCCUCUCUCUCUCUCUCUCUCUCUCUCUCUCUCUCUCUCCCUCUCCUUUUCUUCUUUAACUUCUCUUUAUCCAUAAGGAUCGGCAAAGUGGCCACCUAUCGGAUGCAUGCACCUCUUGGUACCACAUGGUACCGAUAUUAACGCUACAUUCACACCGUUAAAUUCUAACCUUUAAUUUGCUUAGACUCGAUUAAAGCGAUUAGAGGAAGUAAAUUAAUGCAAGACAUAGGAUUGCAAAUGAGGCAAAAAUAAAUGACAUGUACAUAACAUAUAUAAUUAUAAAAAAUGUUGAAAAAUAUUGUUGUGGGCAUAUCUGGAGGAGUAGAUAGUGCUGUGACAGCACUGUUACUUAAAAAAAAAGGAUUCAACGUUGUGGGUGUCUUUAUGAAAAAUUGGGAUAUAAUAAACGAAAAAGGAAUAUGUCUUGCUGAACAAGAUUAUAAUGAUGCCAAAAAGGUUUGUGAAAAACUUGAUAUUCCAUUAUUUCAAGUCAAUUUUGUCAAGGAGUAUUGGAAUAAUGUUUUUAGCACCCUUCUGGAGAAAUAUCAAUCUGGUUCUACACCAAAUCCUGACAUUAUAUGUAAUAAGAAUAUCAAAUUUGAUCAUUUUAUUAAUCUUGCACAAACUAAAUUUCAUGCAGAUGCAGUGGCUACUGGACAUUAUGUAAGAACUAGUUUUGGACCUUAUCUUGAAAAUUUUAAACCACAUACUAAUGUCCUUAUGCUAAAAGCAUUAGAUCCUAAUAAAGAUCAAACCUUCUUUUUAUCUCAAGUGUCGCAACGAUCAUUAAGAUAUUGUAUGUUUCCGCUUGGAGAAUAUUUCAAAAGUGACGUGAAAAAAAUAGCUAGAGAAGCAGGAUUAAUUGAAAUAGCUGAAAAAAAGGAGAGCAUGGGUAUAUGCUUCGUUGGAAAGCGUGAAUUUCAACAUUUCAUUUCUGAGUAUAUAGAAAACAAGGAUGGAGAUUUCGUUGAUUUAGAUAAUGGUAAAGUAGUUGGAAGGCAUCAAGGUAUCCAUCAUUGGACCAUUGGACAGAGGUGUAGAAUUUCUGGAUUAACAGAUCCAUAUUUUGUAUUUCAAAAAAACCUUCAAACAAAUAUUAUAACUGUAGUCAAAGGUACAAAUCAUCCAGCUUUAUAUACAGAUCUUUUAAUGACUAAAAAUCCACAUUGGAUUGCUGGUGAACCACCAGAGCUUACAAAUAGCGAACGUAUUUUCAUUUGCGAUUUUCGUUUUCAACAUAGAAAACCACUUACUGUUUGUAAUGUAUUUAAAACAUUAAACAAUCAUUUAAUUAUUCAACUUUCAAAACCUUUAAGGGCUAUUACUAUAGGACAAUAUGCUGUUUUAUACUCUGGCCAAUUAUGUUUGGGUAGCGCUGAGAUUACAUAUCCUGGUCCAUCAUAUUUUGCACUUGGCCAAGAUAUAAAUGUAUUAGAAAAUAAUAUAAAAAAGAAACUAGCACAUAGUUGAACGUAUUUAUAAAAUAU